Molecule: messenger RNA, 885 nt
Organism: Brachypodium distachyon (stiff brome)
Lineage: Eukaryota; Viridiplantae; Streptophyta; Magnoliopsida; Poales; Poaceae
Product: histone H2B.11
Exons: 1
Coding region: 322-765 (147 amino acids)
Biological process (GO): nucleosome assembly
Cellular component (GO): nucleosome
Molecular function (GO): protein heterodimerization activity; DNA binding; structural constituent of chromatin
Source: RefSeq, a predicted model, not a curated record
UCAAAAAGAGAGCUAGUAGAGUUUUCAUGAUGGAUCGAUAACGGAGCCUACCGAGAACGGGCAAAAAUCCUUCCUCGCUCCCUUUUCGGCGCCCAAAAUUUCCGGUCGCCGGCUUAACCGUCCAGGCAUCCACACCGUUCAUCCCUCCACGUCAUCGAUCCGCGACCUCCCCCUCUUCACCAAUCGCGUCUCAUCGCGCCUUUUAUAAAUACCGCCUCGCCCCGAUCCAUUUCCCGAUCUUACCACCGCCUCGCGAACCAACAAAGAAGCGAUCACUUCUUCCAGCCUCCUCGUCGCCAUUUUCUGCACGAUCCGUUUGUGAUGGCGCCCAAGGCGGAGAAGAAGCCCGCUGAGAAGAAGCCGGCGGCGGAGGAGAAGGCCCCGUCCAAGGGGGAGAAGAAGCCCAAGGCGGAGAAGCGGCUGCCGGCGGCCAAGGAGGGCGGCGGCGGCGGCGUGGACAAGAAGGCCAAGAAGAAGGCGAAGAAGAGCGUGGAGACGUACAAGAUCUACAUCUUCAAGGUGCUCAAGCAGGUGCACCCGGACAUCGGCAUCUCCUCCAAGGCCAUGUCCAUCAUGAACUCCUUCAUCAACGACAUCUUCGAGAAGCUCGCGCAGGAGGCCGCAAAGCUCGCCAGGUACAACAAGAAGCCCACCAUCACCUCCCGCGAGAUCCAGACCUCCGUGCGCCUCGUCCUCCCCGGCGAGCUCGCCAAGCACGCCGUCUCCGAGGGCACCAAGGCCGUCACCAAGUUCACCUCCUCCUAGGCCCCUGCUUUCGUCCUGUUCUUGGCCUCCUCUUCCCGCCCGACCUUGUCAGGGAUCGAGGCUCCGUAGUUUGUAAUUGUUUCUCGUUACAAUGAAUGAACAAAUGGACUCACUACGAUC